Messenger RNA from Colletotrichum spaethianum, 1680 nucleotides. RefSeq lists its product as uncharacterized. The record is from RefSeq and is a predicted model, not a curated record. The coding region runs from base 1 to 1680 and encodes 559 amino acids. The transcript has 3 exons. NCBI's taxonomy places the organism in Eukaryota, Fungi, Ascomycota, Sordariomycetes, Glomerellales, Glomerellaceae.
AUGGUCCUCCACGUCCGCGCCCUCCUCGACUUCCCUCCCGGCGCAAACACCUCCGACACGGUCCUCGGCGGCGUCCACUUCAACCGUACCGUCCUCAACUUCUGGAACUACACCCUCUACACGAACGGCACCGUCUCCAAUGGCUCCAACUGCUACGUCACCGAGCAACCCCACACCCCCGUCUACCUCUUCCCGAACGGCUCCUUCGUCAACUCGACAUGGUGCUACGACCCCAUCAACCCCAUCGGCACCCGCGCCGGCGUCGGCGUCGGCUUCGGCGUCGUCUACGCCAUGGCCCUCGUCUUCGUCCUUGCCAACCUCAAGAAGCAUGGCAAGAGCUACCUGCCCACCUCGAAACGCUUCUACCCCAUCGGCCGCCGCUGGCAGUGGUACUACGCCAUCCUGAUCUGCGUCGCCGCCUUCAUCAGCCUCUUCGUAAACAUUGACGUCGACCGCUUCUACGUUGUUGGGCUACCCAUCGUCAUCAACAGCUUCUUUUGGUACCUGCUGCAGCAGUUCACCAUGGCCCUCGUCUGGGAGGCCGUCCGCCAUUGGGGCAGCUGGAGCGAGAGGCAGGCCAUCGACCCGGACCCGUUCGCCUUGCGGGAGGGCGAUCGCCGGAGCAAGAUUGAGUUUUGGAUGCCGUUGUGGUUCUACUUCUGGCUCUGGCUGAACUUUUUCCUCAUCAUCCCCCGCAACUGGGGCGAAAUCGAGAAGCAGCGCUCCCCCGACCAGACCGCCGCGCGCGCCGCCCCAAAUGCGACCGACGCCCGCUUCAAGGCCGCCACCUUCUGCCUCGUCGUCUGCUGGCUGACCAUCGUCGUCUCCCUCCGUCACUCUAUAAAGCACUACUACCCGCGCAACCGCGGCCUCCUCAACAAGGCCGCCGGCUUUCUCCGCUUCACCCCGUGGCGGUUCAUCUUCAUCCUCCCGCUCGCCGCCUGCCUCAUCGCCUACCAGGGCCUCGUCUCCUGGAACUUUGCCUACUCCGUCCUCAACGCAAAGGCCUCGCUCGCCGCCAUCGCCUACGGCUUCCUGUCGCCCAACGAGGACAAGGAGCUCAUCCGCCAGCGCCGCGAGCGCGGAACCCAGAUCGAUCGCGAGAUGGGAUACGUGCCGAAGCCCGCCUGGUGGAGGCGCGUCAAGAACAACGACCACCUCGUCGGCCGCAUGACCAUGCGCGAGCGCAUCGCCAUGAACGUGCGCGAGCUCGGCGGCGGAAACGCCACGAACCGCGGCGUGCACCAGAACAUCGAGGUCAUGGCCAACGAGCGCGAGCAGGCGGACCGCGAGAUCGAAAUGGCCAACAUGGGCCGCGGCAACAGCAUUACAGCCGAGUCCGCCCCCGUUCCUGUGCGGCCGGGCUUCGACGCCGCAAAGGGGUCAACCUUCACCUCGUAUAGCGGCAAGUCGGAUCGCCGCCGGAACGAGCGGGCUCUCAAUGCCGCAGCAGAGCUGCUCUUCCCCGUUGCCGGCGCGAGUCGGCCGGACCACACCUCCGAGCUGAUGCAGGACGGCCCGCCGCCAUCGUACACCGACGCCCCCGGUGCCGAACGCGCCGGGAGACCCGACAACCUGAACACACCCCACGAUUCCAGUCUGCGUAGUAACAGCACCAGUACGGCUGUCUCGAUCACUGGCCAGCAACCCCAGCAGGUCAAGAGCAUGCUGGACAUCUGA